UCGGGUCUUGCUCAGGAGGAGCCGCAGAACCACGCGGGCUGCGCUGGCCCCGCUGCUCCCAUCCACAUCGCACUUAAAGAGUCAGAAUACCCCGCCGCUUGGUUUUUAUCCUGCUCCUUUAUGUAGGGACGUGGCCGUUUAAGGAUUAUUCUGUGCUAUGGAAACAAUAGCUGUCAGCUUAGUGCUCCUCAGCCCAGUUGCAGCUCACUUAAUGUGCUUUUUUUUUCGUAUUGUGAGCAGACUCCUAAUGAGGUUAUGAAACGAGCCUGUGUCACAGCGAAGUCCCACCCAUCUGCUGUGCUGCUGAGAUAGGCCACCCAUGAUUGCAUCCUGGGGAGACUGAGGUAGCUCCCUGCACUGCCAUCAGCUGCUCCAGAGACACUCGCAGCUCCUUUAUCUGUACUGUUAGGUGCCUGAUAACCUUCAAGUUUUCCUCACUUUAAACCACUAGAGAAAGAAGAAAGGCCUUUUUUCCCCCGCCUCUUCAUUUAUCCCAAGAAGCUUUGCCAAAGGAUAUGUGCAUCUGGGAUAACUUCCUUCCCAUUCUUGCAUUUUCAGCCCUGUCCAAAGGAGAUAGUUUGAGGUAACAUCAUACUUGGGACUAAGAUAUGGAAAACUGUGACGUGGUGAAAACUGCACAAGAAAUCCCUUCAUCUUCUGCAGACUCUGAUGUCAGAAAUACCCACAGCUCUGUCUGUCACUUGCAUUGUAACAGAAGUCCCUCAUCCAAUCCCAAUGGAGUUUCUGGUUACUCAGGGAAUCCCAGGUCCUCAUUAAUGCCUGGUUCUGUUGAGCUGCUUGCCUCCUUUGUGCAAGAUCUCCAGAACGCUGGAAAUGCUGACUCAGAAAUUGUGAAGAGCUGUGAGACAAGGUGGCUACAGUUCUUGAGACUGGUAGAAAAACAAUGUCAGGAACAAAUAGUUGCCCAGCAAGAGCAGUUCCACCAUCAAAUUCAACUCAUUCAGGAUGAGGUAAGGCAGUUGGCAAAACUGCAGAGCAGCAACUGGGGCACCGGCAAGAGCAGAAGUUUGCCCACCAAGCUCACAGACACUUUUUCAUCACUAGGCAGUCAGAUGGGGAUGCAUUCUGAAAUCUUUAAAGAACAUGAAUGUGUUGUCAGUCAACUUGGAUCUAAUGAAGCGGAAAGUCAGCCAAAUGCCUCUGACCUGCAUCAGGAGGGUUUUGGAAGUGAUGCUUCAAUGAACAGUGGGUACGGUACACUUUCUGCCUCCGAACUGCACCCUGGCAGACUGGACAACACUACCAAGUGCACAGACUACAUGGAGAAAACUUCCCAGGGACAGAGUGAUGCAGCUGUAGCCAGUGUUCAAAAUAAAAGGGAACUUUCACCAAGAAAUAAAGAGGAAAAUUGUUCAUCGGGAAGGAAUGAUGCUUUAAUUUUUCCUACUGAUUUUGAACAUAAAGUUGAUGAAACUCAAUGUGGAAAAAAAGCUAGUAAAUCUUUAACAUCAUGGGCACAAAAACUGAAACAAAACCAACCAAAAAGAAUAAAUGCAGAUGAAGUGUGUGUAAACUCUAUGCAAGAAAAUGAGAAGGCAAAGAAAUUACCCCAUCAGAAUACAAACCUUUCUGAUGCUGCUUUGCCACCUUACACUUUUUACCUCAAUCAACCGAAUGAAAGUCCAAAUUCCUUAGUGUCUGAAGCUUCAGGACUUUCAUACUGGAAAUUAGAUGAGAAGGAGAUGUAUCACCCUUUACCAGAGAACUUCAGAAGUGAGUUUGCUGAUAUUUUCUCUACAAAAGCAUCACCAGAGCAGUCGUCUUCUGCUGAUGAAACCAAGUUAUCAUCAUUGAAGGAUAUUUAUCAUAAAAGACAAAGGGAAAACAAGCAGCUGCCAGACCAGAAUUUUAUGCCUUCUUCCCAGUCAAGUCACCCACCAGAGAUCUUGACAUUGGACCCAACCCUGCACAUGAAACCAGGGCAGCAGAACCCAGGACCCCGUUUUAUCAGUAUUCCUGAAGAGACUGCUCCUUUUUCUCCAGACUCUAUGGCAGAGCCAGGAUUUUCAAGUCAUUGUGACACAGACUCUUUUUCACAGACAAGUAAUUCAUCUCAGUUAAAUGAUUCUCCAAAGCAUCUUGCCAGCAGCAGAGCUGCACGUUUGGACCUCUGGAGAAAUCACCCGUUCCAGAAUGAAAACAAGACCAGCUCUCCCUUUCCAGUGGCAUAUACGGAUGCUGACAAUGAUAACUUAGUCAACACUCAGGAGGAAGAAACACGAACUCUCACUCCAUCUUCUAUUGCUCAGUGUGCUGACAGCAGUUUGCCAGAAUACAGCCUUUCAGUGACAUCUGUUGAAGAUCCUGUGAUAAUGUCAAAGAUUAGGCAGAACUUGAGGGAAAAACACGCUCGGCACAUAGCUGAUCUACGAGCUUACUAUGACGCUGAGAUACACAGCUUAAAACAGCAGCUAGAGGCAAGCCAUAAAACUGCUUCAUCCGAAGACUUGAAGAAAAUCAGUCAAAACCUUGCUGACAGGUGUGACCAAUUAGAUGCAGCUCUGAACGAAGCAAGUGCUCGCAUAAAAGACCUUGAAAAUAAGAAUGCUAUGCUGGAAAGGCAGGUGGCAGACUGGCGAGACCGCUUCUACACGGUCAGUCAUAAUUCCAAAGGUUUGCAGGAACAUAUGGAAGAGAUGCGCACAAACAAUAAGGAGAAGGAUAACACCAUCAGUCGGCUAAAAUCGAGGCUUCAAGAUCUAGAGGAAGCCUUUGAGAAAGCUUACAAGUUAUCUGACAAUAAAAACACGAGGCUGAAGGAAGAAAAUAAAAUGUUUCAAAAUCUUUUAGGAGAAUAUGAGUCCCUUGGAAAAGAACAUGAAAGAGUAAAGGAUACGCUAAAUACAACCGAAAACAAAUUGCUUGAUGCAAACACACAGAUAUCUGAUUUGAAAAGGACCAUUUCAAAACUUGAAGCUCAGCUCAAGCAGGUAGAACAUGAAAACAUGCUGAAACUUCGACAUGUAACUGAAAGUCGUUUCAGAACCUCCUGUGCCAACAAGUUGGCAACUCCUGAUGUCAGCAGGCGGAAGUGGUUGAUACCAGGAGCAGAGUAUUCAAUCUUCACUGGCCAGCCUUUGGAAGUGCGGGAAAGCUCCAAAGAUAACAGACUAGAAGAAACCUAUAUUCCUUCCAGGCACCAUUCUCCUCCGGAGAAAGACUCCUCACAAGAAGACUCUUCAACAACCACAUCAGAAAAGAAAGAAAUGGAGAUGUCAGAAGCACCAAUUAUAAAAGCCUUUAAAGAACUUGAAGAAGGAAAAUCAUUUAAAGAUUGGGGUACACAGACAGAAAAAGAAGAUGCAUCAGCUAAAACACCAAAUCGACGUCAAACUGUUGGGUUUGUUGAAUCUUCUUUAGUGGCUAACCGAUCCCCAGAGAAAGGGAAAGACCAGCACAGACCAAAACGGUACAGCUCCCCUUCUGGCCAGAGGUCAUCGUCCCUUCCUCCUCCAAACAGGAAAUCAAAUACUCCAACAAGAAGAGAGAUAAUGUUGGCACCAGUGUCUGUGACAUACAGCCCAAAACGAUCUCCAAAAGAAAACCUCUCUCCUGGAUUUAGCCAUUUGCUUAGCAAAAAUGAAAACACAGUAACAAGAUUUGAUAUACUUCUAGAUGACCUGGAAGCUGGUCCUACAUCUACUUUACAGCACAAUAAUACAAGAAAAAGGCUCCAGUUCCUCUCACUAGAUGAUACAGAAGGAAGGCAACACUCAGGUGUCAGAGACAGCUCUUGUGCUGAAUCCAUCAAUACUGGACUGAAGAAAGCGACAGCCUGGGACGAGAGGAGUGUAGCACAGAAAUAUGAGCCAGUGCUGCCUGCUUGCGAGGGGGACUUCAAAUACACAGCAAGGAUUAGGACUCUGGCUGAAACAGAGAAACUUUUUGAUGAGCUAACUCAGGAAAAGCAACAGAUUGAGGCUGCAUUGAGUCGAAUACCUUGUUCUGGUGGAAGAAUGACCUUGCAAGCAAGAUUAAAUCAGGAAGCUCUGGAAGAUCGCUUGGAAAGGAUUAAUAGAGAUUUGGGGUCAAUACGCAUGAUUCUGAAACGAUUCCAUGUUUUACAUACCUCUGCAAACCUCUGACAAUUCUCUCUUUGAAUGCAAAUAUGCUUUUUUUUUCCCCCUUGCACUAAUAUGUAAUUAUGCACUCAGUAAAUGCAAAUGGUUUUGUAUUUUUCUAAACCCUCAAUAGUAGUUUUACAACCAUGUUACCCUUUACCAAGAGCAAUAUUUUGUACUUGGAGCCACCUAUAUUUUGAACAUAUUUUUGUUACACUUGAGAAAAUCAAUGUUUAUCCUGUAUUGUAAUAUUUUUAGAAAUAUUAAUUAUUUUUAAAUAGUGAUAUUGAAUUUAUAAGAAGAAUAUGAAACUAAAAGGCAGCUUGUUUUCAGAAAAUGAGUGUUACUGGUUUGCACUGGUUUUCCUCCCCAUUUUAUAAGUAUUUAUGGUAUGAUGUAAAUAUUAGCCAAUAGGAAAUUUUGAUCUUUAAUACAAAAAAGCAACCUGAAUUACCUGUGUAAAAGAACUGUGUUAUGUUGUGAAUCCUUUUAAUUUCAACCCUAUAACACGGGUACCUUUCUUUGUGACAAAACUGUGAGCAACACUUUCACUAUGGUUGGUUGGCUGCAGAAUGAAGUGUGUGUUCUGCUGGUCUGGCUGCAUUAGGAAAAUAUGGCUCUAAAUGACUUGAUGUCUCCCAACAGUUGCAGUGAGUAGUGUUUUGCUACUGCAGGUACCGGGAUCCGUGGGAGCCUUCCCAUCUCGACUCCAGCCACCUCUCCAGGACUGUAACUAUUCAUCCCGAGCUACUGUUUUAAUGAAACAGGCUAGGUUUUGUGCCAUGCCAGUGUUCUGGUCACCUCCAUUCCUGGAUCAAAUCCAAGCUGUAUUUGUGAACACACAUGCAUUUUUCUGGGUGAAAACAAUACAUAUUUGCUAUUGGCCUAUUGCUGAAUGACAGUCCAACUUUGAUAGUUUGUAUUUUAAUAUCAAAUAAAGGUUUAAUUAGAUUCUUUC
Messenger RNA from Pezoporus occidentalis (night parrot), 5040 nucleotides. It is a transcript of the gene MPHOSPH9, whose product is annotated as M-phase phosphoprotein 9. The transcript has 24 exons. Bases 609 to 4106 code for a protein of 1165 amino acids. Gene Ontology annotation, cellular component: centriole. The record is from RefSeq and is a predicted model, not a curated record. NCBI's taxonomy places the organism in Eukaryota, Metazoa, Chordata, Aves, Psittaciformes, Psittacidae.